Molecule: messenger RNA, 1050 nt
Organism: Penicillium brevicompactum
Lineage: Eukaryota; Fungi; Ascomycota; Eurotiomycetes; Eurotiales; Aspergillaceae
Exons: 2
Coding region: 1-1050 (349 amino acids)
Biological process (GO): regulation of transcription by RNA polymerase II
Molecular function (GO): DNA-binding transcription factor activity, RNA polymerase II-specific; protein dimerization activity; RNA polymerase II cis-regulatory region sequence-specific DNA binding
Source: RefSeq, a predicted model, not a curated record
AUGGCCAGCCCAUUCGUCCAAACCCGCUGCAAAUUCGAUCAAUACCAGAUGAACCAACAGAACCCCAUUCAGAUUGCCAGUUCCUUUGACCAGACGUACCUCGACACCAAGCACCAAAGCUUGCAGGGCUUGGAACGACCUUCAUAUGAUGGUCGCAGUCCCACGACCCCAAAAUCUUCCUUGGCCCUGGGCACUUCGGAGUCUGGCAGCUUCCCACCCCAAUUAAUUCGCACUGGGUUGCGGGCCCGCCACCAGAAAGCACUAUCCAACCAGUGGGAUGGAACCCCUGGUAGCGUCCAGUCAUACGUCGAGUCUUCUCCUAUCUCUUCCUCUGUUCAUCAAUCUCACCACACAGGCAUCUCUGAGAUCCUCAAGUCUGGCAAGCAUGCUUCACUACCUGCAAAGGUCGACAAUCAUCUCCCCGGCGGCGGAGGGAACCUCAAAUCCAAGGAAGCUAAGCAUCGAUGCCGCCGUUCCUCGCAUAACCUAAUUGAGCGCCGUCGUCGCGACAACAUCAACGAGCGAAUUCAAGACCUGUCACAUCUGGUUCCUCAACACCGGCUGGAAGACGACAAGGUCCGGAAGCAACUUGUGAACACCAGCGCUCUCUCUAUGGCUGGCGCGGGCGGGAACGCCACCAACCCUCGCAACGACCACCGCACAAUACCCGGCAACAUCGCCAUGGGACUUUCCAUUGAAUGGGGGGAGAAGGGACUUAAGAAGGGCGACAUUCUCAACGGGGUCGUCAGAUGGAAUCGUGACCUUAUAAGGGUCCUUCACGUCAAAUACCAACAAGAAGCGGAGCUUGCCGAGUUGAUCCGCAGCCUUGGUGGAACCUGGCCCUUCGAGCAAUGCGAAGAAGAGAAGCGUAUGCGCAACAGCGGUCGCCGUGUUCCUAAACACACCAACCUCGCCGGCGACGCCGUGCAGGGCGGUGAUAUGUCCGGCUUGACCCCUCCUAGCCUGAGCCCUUCGUACCGCAGUAGCGACAGCAGUGCUAAAGGCGCCGGUCAAUCACAGCACUGGAAAAAUGCUGAUCAUGCUGCAUGA